This is a messenger RNA of Tarenaya hassleriana, 1760 nucleotides long. RefSeq names its product protein WVD2-like 5. The coding region runs from base 156 to 1361 and encodes 401 amino acids. The transcript is spliced from 9 exons. Lineage: Eukaryota; Viridiplantae; Streptophyta; Magnoliopsida; Brassicales; Cleomaceae. The record is from RefSeq and is a predicted model, not a curated record. Gene Ontology annotation, molecular function: microtubule binding.
CAGCCCUCAAGAGAGCAAACACCCACAAAAAAAAAAAAAAAAAAACGAAAUCCAACAUCUCAAAUCUUUGAAACCAAAUCUUUCUGAUUCAGCUCGGUUUCUGCUUCAAUGGAUGUUUGAUUUGUCAAGGGGCUCGUUAGGGUUUGUAGUUUAUCAUGGACUCUGAAAAAACCGAUGCUGCGGUUGUGGCUUCCAUUGAAAAUGGCGGUCUAACCAAUGAAAAUGGUGAUGUUUCCGAUUCGUUGAAUGGCGCUACAGGUGAAGUCUUGGAUACUGCUACUGGAAAUCCAAUUGAAAAUUCAGGAAGUGGUUCCGAUUUCGACAUUAGCGAGCAACCCAAGGACACGCGAGUUGAAAAUGCGAAUGAUGAAAAGCAUACUGGAGAACAAAAGGCUCAAGGAAAGUUCAAGGGUGAGAAUCUCUCUGGUGGAAAGAAUGUCUCAUCUGUCUCGGUUACGAAGAAGAAGAACAAUGAGAAAAGUAUAGAAGCUAAGGUGGCUGCAUCGAAUGGUUCUGCUGCUCCAAAUACACAUACAACAAAUGAUCUUAAGAACAAAUCCUUUGAUGAUAAACGGGCUCAUGCCACAAAGCACGGAAAGCAUGAUGCCGCACCAACUGAAGUCACUGGGGACAAGACCAAAAUGAAGCCUCUGAAGAAACAAUCCCAUGACACAUCUGAAGGCGAAUCUGAGUCUUCCAAAAGUCCGACGGCAGAAGAUGGCAAAUCUCGACGUGCUGGCGCUCUUCCAAAUUAUGGAUUCAGUUUCAGAUGUGACCAACGGGCUGAGAAAAGAAGAGAGUUCUAUUCUAAGCUUGAAGAGAAGAUUCACGCAAAAGAAUUGGAAAAGAGUAACAUGCAGGCCAAGUCCAAGGAGACACAAGAAGCUGAGAUUAAGAUGCUGAGGAAGAGUUUGAACUUCAAAGCAACCCCCAUGCCUACCUUCUACCAAGAACCUCAGCCACCUAAAGUGGAGUUAAAGAAGAUACCACCGACAAAACCUAAAUCUCCAAAGCUAGGGCGGAAGAAGACCGUGUCUGCUACAGAUUCUGAAGAAACAACUGAUCAUACCCCUCGUAUCGGUAGGCUGAGUUUAGAUGAGAAGGGUUCCAAACAUAACCAAGUUGAGAAGGACGCUCUGCCAGUAAAGCCACCUCUCCGCAAGUCACUUCCCAAGUUGCCUUCUCAGAAGACUAGUCUGUCCAACGGGGGAAAACCCGCACCAGCAAAAGCUACCACAAACUCCAUGAAAGCAAAACCCGAGAAAGAUGCAGAUUCCACGUCCGAUCAUCAAGACCAAGCUCCCACAACAAUGGAAGCUGAAUCCGCGGUUUCAUUGCAACCCGUUGCAGCCGAGCAUUAAACCCGUGGGACGAUCAAACUACCCCCGAAAUUUCUGAACCUCAUUCUUGCCCAAAGUAAGGAGCUCAGGAAAGAAGAAGAAGAAGAAGAGAGAAAUCAUAUUGGAUCGAACUGUCAGAAGAUGGAGAAUCUGGGCAUUAAGUGUUGUAUGCAUUGUGAGUUUCUUUCCCCAAAGAUUGCUGCUUAUUUAUAUAUAGAUUCUCGGCAUAUUUCAUUGGUGGUGGUGUUAUGCAUAACGGGUGUUGGUUGUAAUGCUUUCUUAGAUUAUGUUGUUUUGGUGAAAGAUUCUCCUCUUUUAUUCUUUGUAUUCUUCCAUAGACGGAUUUCAGAGAUUCUGCUCCAUCUUCUUGUGAUGUUAGAGACAUUACUACAUGUAUCAUCCUAAACUUCUCUCUCUCUA